AUGAAUAUUGGUUUAAUUUUACUUAUUUUGUUCAAAUCUCCAAAAAGUUUUGGCUCCUAUCGAAUUUUGAUGAUUUAUAUAUCAGUAGCUGAAAUUAUAUAUUCGAAUUCACAGAUGUUUGUUUCACCUGUAAGUUUUUUGUCAUGUUAUUCAGAAAAUUGUUUCAUAUAUUCAUUUUAGACAGUCUACUCAUAUAAUUCAUCUUAUAUAGCAUUUGUCAGCAUCAAUAACUCGUGGUUUAAAAAUCGCGAAGUUAUCAGAAUUCUUCUUGAUGCUUGGUGUGCCAUGUUUGGAACAUUUAUGGGAAUGUUUGCACUUCAAUAUAUUUAUCGAUAUUUUGUUAUUAUGAAUAAUUCAAAAAUGUUGAACACUUUUAGUUCUUAUAAAAUCAUAAUUUGGAUGUCCCUUCCUCUAAUUUAUAUGGCAGUUUGGGGUACUGUAUGCUAUUACUAUUUUGCUCCAAAUUCUGAAUUCACAGAAUAUUUAAGACAAUCUAUGUUGGAAACUUACAAUUUGGAAAUGGAGGAAAUAGUUUACGUAGGUGCAAAUAUUUAUCAAACUGAUGAAAACGACAUGCAAAUUACUGAUUGGGAUGCAAUUUUGGGUAUUUUGAUAAUUUGGGCACUAUUAAUGUCAUCGCUAAUUAUGAUAAUUUAUUUCGGAGUUUCGUGUUAUUCAAAAAUCAGGAAAAAGUCAGAAGUCGGAUCUCGAAAGAAUAACAAUUUUCAAUUGCGAGUUUUUACUUCACUCGUUGUUCAAACUUUAGUUCCAGUUUUUCUAUUGCAUUUACCGGUCUCUGUCAUAUUUCUUUUCACAUUUCUAGAAUUGGACACAAAAAUACUAUUAUUUUUGAUUUUUGUAGCAGUAUCUGUAUUUCCCGCUAUUAAUCCCCUUCCGAUAAUUUUGAUUAUUCCUGAUUAUCGAAUUGCGAUUUAUCGAGUUUUUUGGAAAGUUGUAACUGGAAAGACAAUUACAUCAAACACAGUUCAGCAUUCAACCGUCGUUCAUAAAUUGAAAUUCAACACACAGAUUGAAUAA
Molecule: messenger RNA, 1038 nt
Organism: Caenorhabditis angaria
Lineage: Eukaryota; Metazoa; Nematoda; Chromadorea; Rhabditida; Rhabditidae
Source: the annotation of a GenBank genome assembly